AUGGGAAGACUUCGACGAUCGCGCACUCAUCACAGCAUUCGUGACAAUUAUCGCAAAUAUCGUACUCGUAAUUACACUCGAGAUCUUGAUCAGAUCCACGAUGACAUUAAGCCUGAAAAUGCUGACAAGUUGAAGAAUCAGGAAGAGGAUCCUGACAAGCCAGGAUUAGGACAGAACUAUUGUAUCGAGUGCGCUCGUCAUUUUGUUACUUCCGAUGCAUUAACGGUUCACCUCAAGGGCAAGCUUCACAAGCGACGAGUAAAGAAGGUCCAGGAAGAACCUUAUACUCAAGCAGAGGCCAAUGCUGCUGCAGGAAUGAGUGGGACAGACAAUGGCAAGAGAGGUGGUCGUUCUUUGACUGAUUCAAAGGUGGAAGAUGUAAAAAUGGACGAUGUUAAGAUGGAACUAUAGAGAGUUGAAAUAUAUAUAUAUAUUAUAUAUUAAAAAGCGAGUGUGUGUGAAAAAGUGAUU
This is a messenger RNA of Phycomyces blakesleeanus NRRL 1555(-), 471 nucleotides long. Its product is annotated as C2H2-type zinc finger transcription factor. The coding region runs from base 1 to 411 and encodes 136 amino acids. The record is from RefSeq and is a predicted model, not a curated record. NCBI's taxonomy places the organism in Eukaryota, Fungi, Mucoromycota, Mucoromycetes, Mucorales, Phycomycetaceae. The transcript is spliced from 4 exons.